Messenger RNA from Phytophthora nicotianae INRA-310, 381 nucleotides. RefSeq lists its product as hypothetical. Bases 1 to 381 code for a protein of 126 amino acids. NCBI's taxonomy places the organism in Eukaryota, Oomycota, Peronosporomycetes, Peronosporales, Peronosporaceae. Gene Ontology annotation, cellular component: mitochondrial inner membrane. Gene Ontology annotation, biological process: pyruvate import into mitochondria. The record is from RefSeq and is a predicted model, not a curated record. The transcript has a single exon.
AUGCUGCCGUCCAUCGUCCCCCGCAUCCAGCAGAAGGUCCUGGAGCAGCAGAUCGUGGCCAACAGCCCCAAGCUGACGGCCAUGCUGAGCCACCCGGCGGGUCCCUUCACUGUGCACUUCUGGGCGCCUACUUUCAAGUGGGGCAUCUCGCUGGCUAACGUCGCGGACAUGAAGCGUUCGCCUGAGACCAUCUCGGUAGCACAGCAGACGGCAGUGACAGCCACGGGCCUCAUCUGGUCCCGCUACAGUUUGGUCAUCACUCCCAAGAACUGGAACCUCUUCGCCGUCAACGUCUUCAUGGCCGGCACGGGUCUCGUGCAGUUUUACCGCAAGUUCACGUACGACCCCAAGAAGGUCGAAGAAGCCGCCAAGUCCAGUUAA